AUGGAUAAGAAUGCUGUAAAUGAUAUUGAAAUGGAUGGUAAAUUUAUUGCAGACAGUUAUAUAUAUGAAAUAUCAAGUCCAAAUAAUUCCGGUUACUUUGCACUACAAGCUAUUCGUUCAACCGUACGGUUACAUUAUGUACAAUCAACCGGAUAUUAUGCUGUUCAUAUUCUGAGUGAUACAUUAAAAAAUGGUUUUUAUCAAUAUUUCGUCACCCUUAGCACGAUUCCGGAAAUGAUCGAAAGAAAAGAGCAAAUAAUACAUGCAAAUACAACGAUUCAGGAUAUAUCGAAGGAAAAACAAAAAUUGGAAUUAUUUACAAAAUUAACUACAACUACUUAUUCCGAAAAUUUAUCAACCCCAAAAUCAUUUACAGUUAUUGAAAGAAACAACGAUAUCAUAAAUUUCGAUGAUCAGUUUAUUGUAAAUACAAACGGUUAG
Molecule: messenger RNA, 441 nt
Organism: Cercopithifilaria johnstoni
Lineage: Eukaryota; Metazoa; Nematoda; Chromadorea; Rhabditida; Onchocercidae
Source: the annotation of a GenBank genome assembly